AUGGUUGUUGACACGGUAGAGCUUGAGAUGCUCGAGCAUGGGACCUUCACCGAAAGCGACAUGUUCUUAGAUGCUCCUUUUUUUGGCGAGGGGAUUCACGACCCAGCUGUCCUCACAGCCUAUGUGGAUCACUACAGCAGGCUGAAUGCCGCUACUGCUGCUGCAUCGCAGCCGCUUACCUCCUAUACGGCCCAUAGCAGUCCUCGGUUCCAGCCUGAUACGUCCUCGGAAAAUUCCUUUCUUCAGGCUAUUAAUGAGAUGAUGGUUAACCUGGGAUCGGAUGAAGGUGCAGAUGUGGAUAAAGAAGGUCUACCUCCUCUCUUAGGUCCGAUACCACCAUCGGCAGAUGACGAGGAAGCUGCCAAAGACGUUGGGAUCCUGGAUGACAAUGAUGAGGAUAACACAGAUGAGUUUGUCCAUGGAGCGGGCAAUCCUAUCUCUGCUCCGGAGGGCUGGGAAGAUGUUUCCCGACGUCCAGCAGAUGACCACUGGGAUGCGCUCAUAAGUAGUCAAAACUGGGAAGAGGUCGAUCCAUUCGAACCACACUUCGAGAUACACAAUAUAUCGACUGCCGACCUUCUCGUCUUACUGCUCGUCGCACCUGGGACAGCACUUCCUUUCAUGACACUCAAGACUGCAAAUCAAAUCCUGGGGCUCGACCUCGAGACAAUACUUAGCAUCGAGGGCUCAGAGGACUUGCUGAAUGAGUGGCGGAAAGUCGCGCGCAAAGACAGAGUAUACCAAGACAUCUUCGAUGGUGCGAUAGCAAAAACACUUCGUGGACCAGAUGGGAAGCCAUUUUUCGCUAAUGAAGGUGUACAACAUGUCAAGGGACCUGAUAACGAGCUACGCAUUGGGCUGUCAUGGGCAAUAGACUGGUUUUCCUACCGGCGUUCUUUGAUAUCGCCAUCACAUUCAUCUUGCCCAACAUCUUUCUCCAUCAGCAACCUGCCUCCGGAGUAUCGUUACCGAACAAGCAAUCUUAUGCUCACAAGCAUUUUGCCGGGUCCAAAGGAGCAGACCGGAGAUCAAGUUCAGAGGUUCAUACGUCCUAUUGUGAGCGACCUUCUGCGAUUGUGGAAGGAUGGUAUAGUUGUCAAGACGCCAUCUUCGCCUGAAGGGCGACGUGUACAUGUGGCAUUGUUAGCCGUUGUGUGCGACAAACCGGCAGCUCACAAGAUUGGGGGUUUCGGUAGUCAUUCCCAUACAUACCCAUGCACUCAGGAUUGGAUAACAAAGCAGGACAUCGGGACACCAAAAGCAUUUGAAAAGAAUGCAUUUGAGCCUCGCACAGACAAGAAGCAACGAGAGCUGGGUGAACGGUACCGUAACUUGAAGACGGAGAAGGCGCGCACUGAUUUCGUGCGCGCUCAUGCAACACGCUACACGGAACUCUCGCGUCUUCCUUAUUUUGAUCUUGUUCGCCAAAUUGUGAUAGAUCCAAUGCAUAACUUAUUCCUAGGACUAACGAAGUCUCACUUCUAUCAUAUAUGGGUACAGAAGGAUAUUCUGCGCGAGAAUCAUGAACUUAGAAUCUUGCAUGAGAUGCUUCAGGAUUUCUCACUACCUAACUGGACGGGAAGGCUUCCAACGGACAUUGGUAUGCCUGCCGGAGGGUCUUUGACCGCGGACCAGUGGAAACUUCUGGUGAUCACGCAGGCACCAAUCAUUAUCCCUCAGCUAUGGCGAAAUUGCCUACCGAAGAAUCCUCAAGCAUUUCUCCAAGAUCGCGUGGCACAAAUUGCUGCUGAAGAGAAGAAGCAAGCCGAAGAUCGAAAGAAAGCCGCUGAAGAACACACUCGCAAGAAAGCAGAGAAGGAUGCGGCAAAGGCCGCUGGUAAAACUAAGAAACCAAGAUCACCACAAACCGCGAAUAUAACUGAACGCACAGCACUUAACGCGCUGCCUGCAAUGGGAGCGGCAGAUGAAGUCGUGCCACCAUUGUCAUCUGGCCCGAACAGCACAUCGACUUCAAAAAUCAAAACUUGCCAGUUACAUCCUGACGAUCCCGCCAAUUUCCUUAAGCUUUCCGAGACGUUGUGCAGGCUCACCGCAGAUAUUCUCAUUGAAGAGGAUCUCCCCAUUGUUGAUCACUUGUUACGUGAAUACUCCACCGAGUUGAUCAGAUUGUAUGGCAAGUCCUCUGUGAAGACCAACAAUCACUACUCAAUUCACACCACUGAUUGUGUACGCAGUUUCGGCCCACUACGCGAUUUUUGGAGCUUUCUGUACGAACGACUCAACAAGGUAUUGAAAUCGUAUAACUCGAAUAACCAUGGUGACGGUGAACUUGAAACCACAUUUUUUGGAGAAUUCCAUCGCACAGCUGCCUCAGCGAGAGUGGUCAACUUCAUGGCUCAUGAUGCAAGUGGCGGCCCUCACAUUCAGCGUCUUGGCCACAUGAUGCUGAAGGCAACACAUGAUGGACGUGGGACAGUCGCAGGUCUUGCAGCAUGGGCCAAAGAAGCCGACCAGGACUCAAGUGAAGGCGCGUGCGAGCCAAUAUGGGAUCAAUUCACGCAUCUCAAUGUGCAGCUUUGGCAUCUGGAGGAGUAUCUGCCUGUCAACGAGGCUGUACCAGUGAUCAUUGAGCUUCCGCAGAUCAAGGGCCAUCUUGCCAGGAUGACGGUGACUGUGGGCUCAGCAGAUGUGAAACUUUGGGCAACCGUGCCAUUAGAUAACUCUUCCCGCGACAAACGAACAGCAUUGAUUUCAUAG
Sparassis crispa is the source of this 2718-nucleotide messenger RNA. RefSeq lists its product as hypothetical. The coding region runs from base 1 to 2718 and encodes 905 amino acids. Lineage: Eukaryota; Fungi; Basidiomycota; Agaricomycetes; Polyporales; Sparassidaceae. The transcript is spliced from 16 exons. The record is from RefSeq and is a predicted model, not a curated record.